Molecule: messenger RNA, 1826 nt
Organism: Exophiala xenobiotica
Lineage: Eukaryota; Fungi; Ascomycota; Eurotiomycetes; Chaetothyriales; Herpotrichiellaceae
Exons: 6
Coding region: 252-1457 (401 amino acids)
Cellular component (GO): endosome; Golgi apparatus; trans-Golgi network
Molecular function (GO): antiporter activity
Source: RefSeq, a predicted model, not a curated record
CAUUUUUCCUCAUCCCCCGUUUUCGCGGCUGAUACCCGGUUCCCAUUCUGCACACCUGUUCUUCAUUGCCAUCACUCGCCGUCGCGCGUUUGCCUUUCGCCCACGGUCUUCAGAUCUUUUGGCAUUCAUCGGUCGAUUUUCAUGUUUGCUUAAAUUCAGUCAACGUGUUGCAGCCACGAGCCUUCGCCAGGUCUCCCAGGCCGUUCUCUUUUCAAGAGUCCCUCAUCCGCUCCCCAGCUCCCCUGCCCCCUAUGGCCGACGGCGAGAAAAAGGCCCGCUUGUCGGGUGAACAACCCAGACUGGCAGAGCCAGCGACGAUACUUCCUACCGUCAACCCAGCUGCCGAGAAAUCUGCACCUCCUCCGCCGGCUCUCCAUCCUGCAGUCUACGUUGUGACCUGGAUUGGGUUCAGUGGUGGUGUGAUUCUCUUUAACAAAUGGUUACUGGACACCUUGGGAUUCAAAUUCCCCAUCUCUUUGACAGCAUGGCACAUGAUAUUUGCGACCCUCAUGACUCAGCUCCUGGCACGAACCACCACCCUUCUCGAUGGACGCAAGACGGUCAAAAUGACUGGUCGAGUCUACCUACGAGCCAUUCUUCCCAUUGGUUUUUUCUUCAGCUUAAGUUUGAUCUGCGGGAAUAAAGCAUAUCUGUAUCUCAGUGUUGCCUUUAUCCAGAUGUUGAAGGCGUGUAUGCCCGUUGCGGUCCUCCUAGCCACCUGGAUUAUGCGUGUCGAUACUCCAAGUCUAAAGACUCUGGGCAAUGUUUCGUUCAUUGUGAUCGGAGUUGUCAUCGCAUCAUACGGCGAGAUCGAGUUCAACUUGACCGGCUUCAUCUACCAGGCAGGGGGUAUCACUUUUGAGGCCACACGGUUGGUGUUGGUCCAACGCCUGCUCAGUUCGGCUGAGUACAAGAUGGAUCCCUUGGUGUCUCUUUACUAUUUUGCACCUGUCUGCGCCCUCAUGAACGGAGUGACCGCACUGUUCUUGGAAAUACCCCAGAUGAGCAUGAACAACAUCUAUGAUGUUGGUAUCUUCAUGCUUAUCGCUAACGCCAUGGUCGCAUUUCUGCUCAAUGUCUCGGUCGUGUUCCUGAUCGGAAAGACCUCGUCCCUAGUCCUCACCCUUUGCGGUAUCCUCAAGGACAUCCUUCUGGUUGCCUGUUCCAUGAUGAUCUGGGGCACCCCAGUCACCAAGACUCAAUUCUUCGGCUACGGCAUUGCCCUUGGGGGCCUCUUGUACUACAGACUCGGAGCAGAGCAGAUCAAGGGUCACAUCAGCCAAAUGGGUCGAUCAUGGUCCGAAUUCGGUGUGCAGCGACCUGCGAUGCGAAAGGCUCUUGUGUUUGGGCUCGUUUUGAUCACAUUGUUUCUUUUGCUGGGUGGACUGGCUCCCACAUAUGCUCCAUCGCAGACCAAAAACCUGAAAGACAUGCUGAGCACGGGGCUUGGGACCUAAGUCGAAUCAAGAGAAUGUGCACCGGAUGAGAGGGUGACGUUUUGUUGAACUAAUUUGUGAAGGGCUGAUUACUUAAUGGAGCAUACGACAAUAGACACGACGCGGCAUCUUUGAGUUUCCAGUCGAGCUCAUCAACAUGCACCAACAUGCCACGACUUGUACAGUACGAGAUGCUGGGAACAUUUGGCGUCUGGAAGGGCCAGAAUAGAUGGAAAAAGGGUUGCUCGCGUUGAUUUUGCAGAAGUGUGACGGCAUGUAGUGUACAUCACAGCACCAUGACAGCAUGCUAUCGCAGUUUAGAGUACAGACAUGGCAUUUGCUUACUAUUAGCUACCUAAUGACUGGGCGAGAAAGAAAUCAUUGAACAAA